AUGAUCCAGCUUCGGUACAUGGGGGACGACCUUGUCUUGCUUACUGGCCCUGAAGGGGUAGACAUAGACGAGAUUCUAUCUGGGUCUGAAGAUUGGUUGAGUGAGAUUUUCGAUGUUAUUCAUGCUUGGGCACCAACUAGUGUCCCUAAUCACAGAAUCACCCGGGUUCGUUGUUCUGGUAUACCGUUACACAUGUGGACAAGGGAAUGCUUUGCCAAUUUUGUGGCACCGCUAGGAGAGGUGGUCAGAAUUGCAGAGGAGACCUCUAAUAAGAGUAUUCUCGAGUAUGCCAGAAUCCAGAUCCGAACACCUUGCUGGAAUAUAAUAUCCCAUAAUCGAAGAUUCUGUAUCCGUGGUGUGCACUACAAUAUUUUGAUAGCGGAGGAAUAUGGUGGUGAGGUGCAUUCUUGUUGUUGUAAGGACUCGUCGAUGCAGGAUGACGAGUCGCGGUCGCGAUGCUCUCAGGUGGGCGACGACGACGGUGGCGAUGAAUCCGGCGGGUCAAUUCCGGGUGGGGAGGGGGAGACUCUCGGAAUCCUGAACGACUUUUUCCAUCAAGCGGUAUCGGGUGGUGCAAGCAACGUUCCUUCUCCCGAUGACGUUGCUUUUAAUUUGAUGGGGAAUAAUGACGUGAAUAAUAAUAUUCCCAUGUUUGCGCCGUCAAUGGAGUCUAAUCAGGAGGUUGGAAUUGAUGCUCAGUUAAAUUCCUUGGAGUUUUCAGAUGUGGCAGCGGAAGUCAAUGAGUCAGUUACUGGUGAUAUUGAGGGGGGUCAGAAGAUUGGGGACUUACCUCCUAAUUUGAAAUUGGUGGGCUUAUCUCACGCAACAAAUAAUGAGGAUAAUGGGCCUGAGAAUGAGUUGGUCCAUUUAUCCCCCACUGGUUUGAACAACCUUUUCAACAAUAUGGCUUUUAACCAUAUAACCGACCUAGUGGAGGAUCCGAUCCAGAAGAUAGAUGGGUCAUCAAUGUUUAAGGACGCACAACAAAUUGAUGAGGUUGAAGCUGUCGCUGCCACACCAUUGGGUCUCCCAGCUUUACCUGAUCUCAAUCUUCAACCGGCGAUGCAGCAAGGAGCCAUGUCUGGUGCGGCGGUGGAUAACCGGCGCGGUGAUGCUCCUCAGAUGGCUCGCGGUGUCCCGACCUUACGUGCGGUGGGAUCCCAGAGGCAUGGGUCGUUGGUGUUGGUUGGAGGUGGAAACGACCAAGGCGGGGCGGAGGUGAGGAAGAAGGUACGACAGUUUUUCCAAUCCCUCAGCAAUUCUGAGAAUGGGUCAUCUUCCCAGAGAUGUAGUAAAUCAUUGUGUGUUAAGGAUGUACAAUCUGAUGCUAGGCGUAUCUGGGAGCUAGGUAAGGAGUUUGGAGCCACUUUCCAAGGGAAUGAGGAAGAUGUAAUUAACAAAUUAGUUGUAUUGGAGCAGAGGGAUGCUAGAGGGGCAGCAGUAGAUUUUGCUGUUGCUCCUAGGAGGGAAUCAGAAGUAGAUCAAUGA
This is a messenger RNA of Lotus japonicus, 1488 nucleotides long. RefSeq lists its product as uncharacterized. NCBI's taxonomy places the organism in Eukaryota, Viridiplantae, Streptophyta, Magnoliopsida, Fabales, Fabaceae. The coding region runs from base 1 to 1488 and encodes 495 amino acids. The record is from RefSeq and is a predicted model, not a curated record. The transcript has a single exon.